AUGCAGCCGUCGACGUGCUACACACUUCAUGACGCUUACGAUCAGCAAGCUGCCUCGACGCCAGACGCCAUUGCGGUUGUCGGCUGGGGUCGGUGCCGGUUCCAGCUGACCUAUGGCGAGGUUUCGGCGAAGUCGAAGGCACUGGCUUCCACACUGUCCAAGAUUCGACAUAGAGAGGAGAGUGGUGGUGCUGCCUCGGUGAACUGGACGGUAGUCGCCAUCCACCACUCACGGGAGGCCUUGCAGUCGCUUCAGGAUUUCGGUCUUAGGACGUACGGAGAUUGGAACGAUGCUCUCGUAAUCGUUCUUCUAAUUCUCCAGCAAGUCUUCGACGUCGUGCCUAGGCUGAACCAAGCUUUCAAUCUCUGGAUCAUGACCAAUCCCUUCGCAAUAGCCUUGCUUGACUGGCAGACCCUGGCCUGGAACGAGGAAGGCAAGAGGAACGAUUUCGUGGUGCAUGCUCUUCGACCUUGGCUGGUCAUCGGCGGAGAUAGCAAUGGCGAGGCGCACUGCUCUGUGCCUCGACUGGAGGAACCCCGCGGAUAUCUGCUCAACGGCGACGACUACUGCGCGACCGCCGACCCCUCGGACGUGGUUUGCUUCAUUUUUACCGGCGGCACAGUGCGGACGAAGAUCGUCGAGGUCACGCACAGGAUGUUCUUGCAUGAGAAGUCGAGCUACCGGGAGCUCUGGAAUCCAAAGCAGCCGCCGGUGGUUCUGGCGCAUACCAGCGUCUACUGGGCCGCGUCCGCUCUGGGACAGCUGAGCAUUGCCUUGGCAUAUGGCGGAACUGCUGUCUUGACCGAGAUGACAGAAGUGGCAAAGUUGCAGCAAUGCAUUGCCGAGGAGCAGAUCACAGUGCUGGGUGUGGUUCCUGAGCAUCUGGACCUGCUCGCUCGCAAACCCGCAGAGGAUUUGCCGAACAUCGACCUCGUUUUCACCUGGGGAGAGCGGCUGCCUCCACAGAUUGCGCAAAGGUGGCGCGGGCACGGGGCGGCGCUCCGGGAGCUCUUGGUCUCCUCCGAGUAUUGGCUCACGUGUUGGGCGGACCCUUUGGAGGAUGGGCUGCUGCACGGCGUGCGUGCAGCCAAGAUUCUCGUUCUUACGGACAAAGGUACCGAAGCUGCUGAUGGAGAGCUGGGGCUUCUCUGCAUUGGGGGUCCGAUGGUAAUGGCGGGCUAUCACCAGAAUGCCCGUGUCACGACGCCUACGGAUGUCUUCCUAGUGCACGAGGACCAGCGUUACUUCCGGACGAGCGAUCUGGUGCGCCGGGAACGAGGAGGAAUCGUUUUCAAGGGUCGGGCCGACAUGAUGGCAAAGUCUGGCGGAAAAUGGGUCGACAUGACAGCUGUGGAGGAUGCCAUGAACAGCACCCCCGGUGUCCACGCUGGGAAGAUCCUUCCGGACAACGCCAAUGAGCAGUUCCAUGCCUUCCUGUCGCUGUCCGGGGAGCAGAUGCUGCGGCCGGACCGUGUGCUGGACGCCGUGAGGCAAAAGCUGCCGCCAAAGGUGCAGUUGUGGCUGGUGUCCGACCUUCCCCGACAUCCGGUCACUCGUAAAAUAGACCUGGCGAGACUGUAUCGCGUCAUCCAGGCUCCGCCAGGCUCGUGGCCCCUUGAGAACAGCGAGCCGACUCCAAUGUACAGGUCGAGACUCCACGAAACGCUCCAUAGCCAGGUGUUGUGGACCAUGGUGGCAGUGGGCACAUCCUGCGUUUGUGGCUGCCCCACAGGCGAUUUGCCUCGACAGUUGGGUCUCACAGCAGCAUGGCUCGCCACCUUGCGCUUCUUGGCCGGCUUGCCAAAGACCGCGCCGGUCCCACGCAUUGCAGCGACCGUGCUUUGGCUCCUGGCGCUGCCGCGCUGGAACAAGGGCAUGCUGCUUCGGUGGCUCUGCUCGGCUUCGGCCCUGACCUUUAGCUUCCUCGCGCUAACGUACGCAGACGAUGAUCGGCAGCAGGGCCUGCCAAUGGGAGUAUGGAUCUUCCGGAUCAUUGAUGAGCUUCCCCUCUGGAAGUUUGGCUUCUUCGUUUGGACUGCGCUGCUGCGGCAUGCCCCGGCGCCUUUGGGCUGGACAGCGGCUGCUGCGCUGGCAGCUGCCACAGCGACCGGCGCCAUCUUGGCGGGCCGUCGGGGUCGUCUCGGUGCCUGGCCGGUGCUCUUUUGGAGCAUAGGCAUCGGCCACCAGCUCGAAAUGGACAGCCGCAACUGGGUCUACCUGGCCGCAUGGCGUGACCAUGCCACAAAGAUGCUGGGCCUCUGCCAGGAGCAGCUCAUGCGCUUUUGGCCAGCACCUGCAGCUUCUGAAGAGAAAGCCGAGGAAAAGCCCGCGGAGGCGGCCCAGGAGCCUCCGAAAUGCACGGACUGCGGACUGGAGGUCGGGCAGUGGGCGCUGACUCUGCCUCGCCGGAAGAUCCUCUGCGAGAGCUGCACACAGAACUUCUGUGCGACUGCAGAGGCGAACGUGGCCGCCUUUGUGGAAGGUGCAUCGCCGGGCCUCGCCGAGCCCUUAGCUAAGCGCCCACGGCUGGAUCCUGGAGCCGGCGGCGAGGUGUCGUACCUGCAGCGGCUGAAUGCGGCCAAGGGGCAAUCGUCCGUUUCUGGCGAUCUGGUCGACGGCGUCCAGCGCUGGUGGUGGUACCAUCACGUGUGCGACGAAAUCCACGACCUCCCCACACCGAUCGGUUGGGAGGAGGAUGCAGAGCAGUCACCGGAUCCGAACCCGAACCUAAGCGCGGAGGCACAGCGCCUGUUUAAGGCAUCCAGGCAGCCUUUAUGGGGUUCUUUGGUGUUGGUUAAAUAUCUUCCAUUUUUUUCUACCUUCCACGAAAACCCUUCUCUAUCUAUUAUGGCCCUGUGUUAUGGCUGUAUCUGUGUUAUUGCCAGCCCGCCCUCUUGGGCUUGCAAAGCGGAGUCGCUGAAUGUCUGCAUCGUCGAGCUUGAGCCAUUAUAUACAAAGAGCUCCUACGGUGGACUGCCCCGACAGCAAACCCUAUACCCGAAACCCGAAAGCACACAACCAGAAGUGUGCCGAAACCCUACAACCCUGAGCCCUGCAGUCCGAGUUGUGAGAGUGUUACUCCCUGAGCCCUACCCCGAGGCCCUAACCUUGAAAACCCCCAAAGCCUUGAACUCUAAAGCUCCUCAAACAGCCGGAAGCCGAGCUGAACCCUGGAGCCCCAGACGCCGUAUUGACACCAGAGGUUUUCGCUUUGGGCUUCUUCUGGUUUUAGGGCUUAGGGCUUGGGGGUUUACGGUUUCCCCCUCAACCCUAAACCCUAAUCCCUGA
This is a messenger RNA of Symbiodinium sp. CCMP2456, 3288 nucleotides long. The record is from the annotation of a GenBank genome assembly. Lineage: Eukaryota; Dinophyceae; Suessiales; Symbiodiniaceae.